UCAUGCCGCCGCCACCGACGACGUUGCUGUAUAGUUAUUCGUCCGUACGCUCUAAAAUAAAAACAAAUGUUGCGCGAUGUUACACCACACCGACUUCAAUACACGCUGGCAUAGUAUUCCAACGAAAAAUCCCACAUCGACCACCAUAACUCGUUCGCGUCCAUCAAUACGGCGCGACGGUCCUGUACAGCGUAUGCGUCCUUAUGAGCAUUUUACGAAACAUAAAAAUAUCGUUACUAUACUAUAAUUUAUCCUAUACGAUAACGGUGCAACGAUAACAUUAUUAUAAUUAUUAUAUUAUCGUAAAUACGAGUAUUUUCAUGUGACCUAAUCAUUUAAUAUUAUAAUAUAUUAAAUUUUAACACGACUGCGCUAUUUGAUAAUAAAAUAUAAGUCACGUUACGCGCGCGUAAUACACUUAAUGUAUAUAUUUAGAAGUGCUAGUGCGAAGCCCAUGAUAUGCAGUGAGUACGUUGCGAUGAUUACGUUUUACAAGACUCGAGACCCAAAAUUAUAUAGUUUCACCAAACAUCUAUAGCAAAAAUGUUGACUUACAUAGACGUGCAUUUUAUUUACACCCUGCCUGUCGUCGCAGUAUUGGCGUUGAUAACAUGGCCAUUUAUAAGUCGCUUAGAACUGUUCAAAAUCGGAUUCAUCUGUACAAUGGCAUUUUUGUACACGACACCAUGGGACAAUUAUAUAAUCUUCCACAACGCCUGGAUGUACAAGCCCAAAAACAUUUUAGCCGUCAUAGGAUAUGUGCCCGUCGAAGAGUACAUGUUUUUCGUCAUACAAACCAUUAUGACAUCACUGUGGGCCUUGGUUUGUACCAGGUGGUCUCCGGCUUGCUUCAGUUUCAAUUUCAAUAAGACAAGCUACACGAUGAUCCGAUGGAUACCGAUAUUAGUCUUAGCUUUGACGACAAUUCAGGGCUACAACAUAGCUACACCGGGUAAAGACACGUUCUAUUUGGGCUGCAUCAUGUGGUGGUCGUGCCCGGUCAUAAUGUUCCUAUGGUACGGUGCCGGUAAUUACUUUGUCAAAAAGUCAACGUCGACAACAAUUGCGAUAAUUGUUCCCACUUUGUACCUGUGUUGGGUCGAUCGCAUAGCACUCAAAGAUGACGUAUGGCACAUCAAUGAGAAAACCUCGUUGAACAUAUUCGUCGCCGAUGAUUUACCGUUCGAAGAAUGUCUGUUCUUCCUGAUCACCAACGUGAUAAUCGUCCUGGGCAGCAUGGCUUUCGACAAGUCCUACGGGCUUGCGGACACGUACACUUCCGAGUUUCCAUUCCGUUACAGACCAAGUUGGAAAUACUACAGUCAGCAAAUGCUGCCUUUCGUGACGGCCGAAUGCGAUAUGUCACCGAGUCCAGUCAAUGACAUCAGACAGUGUUUAAACGUACUUAAAACGGCUUCCAAAUCAUUCAACGCGGCCAGUCUCGUUUUUCCAGCAGGAGUCCGUUUACAUUUGAUCAUACUAUACGCGUUUUGUCGGGUGACGGACGAUAUGAUCGACAGCGAGCCAAACAUUGGUAUCAAGAAGCGGAAACUCACGCUGAUUAAAGAUUUUAUAGGCGAACUGUUCGCGGAUAGAAACUCGGACUACGACGUGAAAACAUCGAUGACUUCGGGAAACCCAAAAUUGGAUUGGAAACGUUACCGCAUUGAGCUAACUGACGAGGAGCUGUCGUGCUUUCGGGCCAUAUCUCGGAUAUCAUUUUACCUGCCCCGUAAACCAUUUUACGAGCUGCUCGAUGGCUACCARUGGGACGUGGACGGAAAAAUGGUUCACAACGAGACCGACCUGCUGUUAUACUCGAGUUACGUGGCUGGAAGCGUAGGAACGCUGUGCGUGUACGUAAUGGUAUACAAAAGUGGUGUAGAGAUCGACGAUGAUGAAAAGCACGAUUUCGUUAUCAGAAAAGCACAACAGAUGGGACAGGUGCUGCAGAUCGUCAAUAUUUCUCGGGACAUCGUCACCGACAGCGAGACGCUAGGCCGGUGCUACGUGCCCACCGAGUACAUGGAUGACGCAACCGCGGACGUGAACACUCUGUGCCGCGACAGGGACGCGUGGACCCUAGGCUCCGAUAAACUGAAAACGUACGCCACGCGCAUGAUCAGGCUGGCCAACCAGUACCAGUUGGAGUCUCUGGAGGGUAUCCGGUACCUGCCGUACGAGGUGCGUGGGCCCGUGCUGGUGGCCACCGACAUCUACCGKGGCGUGGCCUGUGCGGUGGAGGCUAGCCCGACGUACCCGAGGAGGGCGUCGCUGAGCAAGUGGGAAAAGAUCCUCGUCGGCAUCAAUUCGCUGUACUUCAAGAGCCUGAGAUACUUUUUCCAAGCCGAACGCUGCAAACGCUGUUGACGCGACACUGAUAUAAGCCACACUGCGAAAAUUGCACCACCACCAGUGCCGCCGCGGCCUUCGAAUGCGCCUGCUGCAUUCAUGAUGCAUUCCCCCGAUCCACUGCAAAUUGCAAUAUAUUAUGUUAACCACCGCGCGAAAAAGAAAUAUACCUAUUACACCUAACAACAUUC
This is a messenger RNA of Diuraphis noxia (Russian wheat aphid), 2543 nucleotides long. RefSeq lists its product as uncharacterized. Lineage: Eukaryota; Metazoa; Arthropoda; Insecta; Hemiptera; Aphididae. Gene Ontology annotation, biological process: biosynthetic process. The record is from RefSeq and is a predicted model, not a curated record. Gene Ontology annotation, molecular function: squalene synthase [NAD(P)H] activity; geranylgeranyl diphosphate synthase activity; intramolecular lyase activity.